AUGGCACCUUCAGCAAUCUCCUAUGAAGACGUUGAGCCGCCAGUCGUCAUUGGUCCUUCGACCAAGAAGGCUAUGCGCCCCUCCAAUCAGCUACCCCAGUCUUUGAUCGACGGCGCAAAGGUUGAAAAGCGCGAGGCCUUUGACCCUGCCAAGCAUUUGAACUUCCAGCCUCCGAAGUCUAUCACAACUAUGGAGCAGAUUGGACUCAAGGGACAUGGCAUUUCACCUCACGCGGCCACUGAGCCUUUCCCUCUCUUUACUCAAGAGGCCAUCGCCCAGAUUCGGGCUGAGAUUUUCGACGAGAAGGUCCUCGAAGAGUGCCAGUAUUCUUCCACAUUCAACAAGAACAUGGUACGAGGUAUGGGCGCAGCACGCGCUCCUUUCACAUACAGUGCCUGGAAGUCUCCCGAGGUGCUAGCCAGAAUUUCAGAAGUGGCAGGCAUCGACCUGGUACCCUCUAUCGACUUCGAAAUAGCAAACAUCAACAUCUCGAUUCGGGAUGAGAAUGCAAAUGUGGAGCAGACUGUGAAUCUGGUGCAAAGUGAUGAGGAUCUUCCUGCUGUUGCUUGGCACUACGACAGUUUCCCAUUUGUGUGUGUGACUAUGCUUUCUGAUUGCACUGGCAUGGUUGGCGGAGAGACCGCAUUGAGAGCCCCUAGCGGAGAAAUUAAGAAGGUUCGCGGGCCAGCUAUGGGAACCGCUGUUGUUAUGCAAGGACGCUAUAUCGAGCACCAGGCUCUGAAGGCCCUCGGUGGCCGUGAGCGCAUCAGUAUGGUUACUUGCUUCCGGGCAAAGUCGCCCCUAGUCAAGGACGAGACCGUUUUGGUGGGAGUGCGAGGAAUUAGCAACAUCUCUGAGCUAUACACUCAGUACACCCAGUACCGUCUAGAGGUUCUGGAAGAGCGAAUUCGCCACCAAUUGAAGCAGGAGCGAGAGCGUGAGAUUGCCAAGCGACCUUUCAACAUUCCGGAGAUCAAACGAUUUCUUACCAACCAGAAGCUGUUCAUUGAGUCCAUGCUUACUGAAAUCCAGGAGGUGGAUUAG
Penicillium manginii is the source of this 1044-nucleotide messenger RNA. RefSeq lists its product as uncharacterized. The record is from RefSeq and is a predicted model, not a curated record. Bases 1 to 1044 code for a protein of 347 amino acids. The transcript is spliced from 3 exons. Lineage: Eukaryota; Fungi; Ascomycota; Eurotiomycetes; Eurotiales; Aspergillaceae.